Acanthosepion pharaonis is the source of this 675-nucleotide messenger RNA. NCBI's taxonomy places the organism in Eukaryota, Metazoa, Mollusca, Cephalopoda, Sepiida, Sepiidae. The record is from the annotation of a GenBank genome assembly.
AUGUUUUUUGAUCGAACGCGGCAUUUCACCUACUCUGACGGGAACGGGUUGGCCCGGCACCGCCUACUUCCGGAAACACUCAUCAGCUUAACGACAGCUACAAUCCAGCUACAACAACUCCACAGAUCUUUGCACUCAAAUGUUCCAACACCGCCUCGUAGUUCGCUACACACAACUCUCUCGAGUGGUCUCCCGCCGUCACAUUUAUCCCAGCGAACACCAACCAAUUUGCAUACGCCCAAGUUCUCCUCUCGCCAAUCCUCGCGGCUACGAGAUCGCGUUUCCAUAAGUCCGACUCACCGUAAUGGUGGUGUUUCUUUCUUCGGACCAAUUACUGCCCUACACGCCAGACACAAACGAACCCUCUUAUGCCGAGAACUGAGUCGAUAUCACCUGUCACUUCUGCUGUGGAAAAAGAAUUUUUCUCACCCGUUUAAAUGCUUCAUUCAUCUUGCUCAAUUCUUCCUUCGGUUCCAUCACGUUUUCCUUUCACUUUCCUUUUUUUUUUUCUUGAAAGUCUUCUUUCCAUUUUCUGUUAGCCUAACUCUUUUUGAUUGCCUUUUCGAUUUUCUUCCUGAGGCAUCCACCCGGAUCCAGCAGUCGGAUCCAGUCGGACCCAGUCGAUCGAGAAACACUAAGGCGAAAUGUAGUAUAUUCUUGAGAAAUAUCCUCUGA